UCGUCACAUGACGCAGGGGGGAGAGCUCCGCCCCCGGCUUCAGGGUUUUGUAAAGGGUCACGUUGCGCUGCAGCAGUGAAACAGGAGUCCCCCGCAUCCUCGGCACUCAGCUCACCUGCUCUUUCUGCGCCCAGACACCCAUUAACAGCCGCCAUGACUCACCAAUACCCUGCACUUACUCCUGAGCAGAAGAAGGAGCUGCAGGACAUUGCUCAGAGGAUAGUAGCUCCAGGAAAAGGCAUCCUUGCAGCUGAUGAGUCCACUGGCAGCAUGGCGAAACGUUUGAACCCCAUCGGGGUUGAGAACACGGAGGAGAACAGGCGUCGUUACCGCCAGCUGCUCUUCACAGCUGACCAGCGCAUCGACAGCUGUAUCGGAGGGGUCAUCUUUUUCCAUGAAACCCUCUACCAGAGCACAGACGAUGGCACUCCCUUCGCCAAGCUCAUCAAAGACCGCAGCAUCGUUGUUGGCAUCAAGGUGGACAAAGGUGUUGUGCCCCUCGCUGGAACAAAUGGAGAGACAACCACUCAGGGCCUGGACGGGCUGUCUGAGCGCUGCGCGCAGUACAAGAAGGACGGUGCAGACUUCGCCAAGUGGCGCUGUGUGCUGAAGAUCAGCGACACCACGCCUUCUGAGCUGGCCAUCUUUGAGAACGCUAAUGUUCUGGCACGUUAUGCUAGCAUCUGCCAGCAGAAUGGUAUUGUUCCUAUUGUGGAGCCUGAGAUCCUUCCUGAUGGAGAGCAUGACCUGAAGCGUUGCCAGUACGUCACUGAGAAGGUGCUAGCUGCAGUGUACAAGGCCCUGUCAGACCACCAUGUGUACCUGGAAGGAACACUGCUGAAACCCAACAUGGUCACAGCUGGACACUCCUGCCCCACCAAGUACAGCAGCGAGGAAAUCGCCAUGGCUACCGUCACCGCCCUGCGUCGCACUGUGCCUCCUGCUGUCACAGGAGUGACAUUCUUGUCCGGUGGCCAGUCUGAAGAAGAGGCCACUGUGAAUCUUAAUGCCAUUAACAACUGCCCUCUGGCCAAGCCCUGGGCCCUGACUUUCUCCUACGGCCGCGCCCUGCAGGCCUCUGCCCUGAACGCCUGGAGAGGAGAACUGAGCAACGAGAAGGCUGCCACCGAGGAAUUCGUCAAACGUGCUGAGGCAAAUGGCCAGGCUGCGCUCGGCAAGUACGAGUCUUCUGGAAGUGGUGGCGCCGCUGCACAGUCCCUCUACGUGGCUAAUCAUGCCUACUAAACAUCAAAUUACCACAUUCAACUGUGGUCUUCUCGUAGUCUUAUAACUGCUCUGCUAUUCCCCCUCACUCCUCCAUCAAUCACAGGCCUGCACUGUCUGCUGUCUUUAGAGUUGUCAGAGUUAUUAAAAUUACCUUAUAGGACAUGCGUAUUUAAAAACAUAAUGUGAAACUAAAGGGAACAAACUUGUAUUUUCUAUUUAAUCAAACAAAUCAAAACACGUUUGAGACAAUUUAUGACUGAAGUGGAAAACUAUUUUAUGUGUCUUUAACAAUUAUUGGGCUCAAAGACAGAAAGAUAGAGGCUGCAAAAUUUUAACUGUAGACCAAGAUAAUCAGUCAGUAUUUAAUUCAUGUCUCUUCUUAACUGCACCUGUCUCUAUUCUUCAACCACUGCCAAGCAGGCCAGAUCAGCAUGUAUGUGUUGGUGUUUCGCUUCUGUCAGAAUGCAGUGUUGUCUCAUCCUUAAAACGCUAUACUAACAUCCUCCCUGACAGCGGGACCAAUCGAUUAUUAGUUGGCAUCACUGUGUCCGUAAAGACAAAAGAUCACAUGACUUUUCAGACGGAGUUCAUCUCUUGAGCGACUGUCCACAAGUGUGAAAAGCUUGUUGUAUUGUCAGACAGCUCCAGCAGGGGUCAGUAGACCGCUCUGUAACAAACCACAGCACACCAGGAUUCAUCCAACUUUUUUGUCCUAACCUUUCUGUUCACAAGCUUUUAGUCAUCACUGAAACACCUUGUGUGUCUAUUCUGAGUAUAACAUUAGCUUUAAAUUACAUACAGUAAUUAAUGUAUUCAGUUGUGUGAAGGUGUCUAUAUUGUAUGAUGCUUGUGUGUCAUCCCCCUUCUGAUUUCCCCCAGCACACCCCACAGGAAGAGGAGAUGGUUUCUAUAAGUGUACUCAUAAUGUGGACCAAUAUGUGGGGUUAACAGUGGGGGAAACGGUCACUGCUGUGUUGGAAUACUGUGAUGUUCGUGAUGUUAAUAUUGUUCUUGAAGCACUUGGUGUGUCAAAUAGUGGAGACAAAUAAACAUUAAAAACUA
Scatophagus argus is the source of this 2289-nucleotide messenger RNA. It is a transcript of the gene aldocb, whose product is annotated as aldolase C, fructose-bisphosphate, b. The record is from RefSeq and is a predicted model, not a curated record. Bases 154 to 1245 code for a protein of 363 amino acids. Lineage: Eukaryota; Metazoa; Chordata; Actinopteri; Scatophagidae. The transcript has 9 exons. Gene Ontology annotation, biological process: glycolytic process; fructose 1,6-bisphosphate metabolic process. Gene Ontology annotation, molecular function: fructose-bisphosphate aldolase activity. Gene Ontology annotation, cellular component: cytosol.